AUGAGGGAUCAUUAUGUGGAUGAAGAGAGAUUUCGAGACUAUAGCAGACAUGUAGAUGGUGUUGAGCACGAUCAUGGGAGAAAGCGUGAGCGCGAAUGGGAUAGAGAUGGUGAAAAGAAUACUGAGCAACAGAGGAACGCCAUUCAUCAUAGAAGUGGGGACAAGGAUAAUGAGCAACAACAUCAUUAUCGGAAGAGAUCCAGAUUUGAUGAUCAUGGGAGUAGGGAGAUUUCAUUGGAUUCUUUCAAUGAUGAAAUGGAUCAGGGAGAAAACCAAUUAGCAGUUUUAAGUCUGAAGCUUCAAGAACUUCAUAAAGAGAGAUCUGAGAUAGAAGAAUUAGUUGCAGAAAAACAGGAAGGUCUUUCUCAGUUGCAAGACAAUUACCAGUUAUUUGUUUGA
This is a messenger RNA of Salvia splendens (bonfire salvia), 399 nucleotides long. RefSeq names its product splicing factor U2af large subunit B. The transcript has 5 exons. The record is from RefSeq and is a predicted model, not a curated record. NCBI's taxonomy places the organism in Eukaryota, Viridiplantae, Streptophyta, Magnoliopsida, Lamiales, Lamiaceae. Bases 1 to 399 code for a protein of 132 amino acids.